Messenger RNA from Paraglomus brasilianum, 1335 nucleotides. NCBI's taxonomy places the organism in Eukaryota, Fungi, Glomeromycota, Glomeromycetes, Paraglomerales, Paraglomeraceae. The record is from the annotation of a GenBank genome assembly.
AUGACCGACUCCCUGAACGAUGUCCCGGACGUACCAAUUGUCUUUGUAUCCAAUGCGUACUUGGAUGACCUUACUGCUAACAUGAGAUCCAGGCCCAUUCCGUGGGAGGGUUAUCAUCGUGCAGGAAUUAUUACUCAAGAAGAACUCGACCUCAUUAAAGCUGUCGAUAAGCAGAGCAAAGAACAAGUCAACGAUGUUAUGGAAAGGGAUGGAGACAAAUAUGCUGUAUUGUAUACCAAUUUAUUGGAAAAGUCUGUAAGAAUUGAUACCGUGCAGUACGUUUUGGUUUUAGUGGGAGACAUGCUGGCUGACAAUGAAGGACGAGUAAUACAUUUCCAUGAUUUAAGCAAACAAGACCCUGAACUUCCUUAUAGAGUAUUUCUGAAACGUCUGGAUACGGAUGAUGAAUUUGUCCAAUUAGCAGCAGCAAAAAUCUUGACUCUUUUGGUCUGUUCAACAACAAAACCUUCAUCGUCGAACGUUGACGAAUUCUUCCAAUGGAUCUAUACGAGACUAAAGAGUAGCGACCCAAACAUAUACGAUCUUGCAGUGCAAAUGUUGGAAUCUAUCCUACGUGUGCCGGAUUACAGAUUCCAGUUCUGGGAAUCACUCGAUUCGGUUGACGCGUUAGUGUAUCUUUUGAAAAGCAAGAAUCCUACACCACAAAUGCAAUAUCAGAUAAUCUUUUGUUUCUGGCUAUUGACUUUUGAAAAGAAAAUAGCGAGUGAAUUCAACACGAACUAUGACUUAAUUCCAAAAUUAGUUGAUAUUGCCAAGAGUGCAAUCAAAGAGAAAAUUAUUAGAGUAAUCAUUGGCACGUUUAGGAAUCUGGUAGAAAAAGCUCCCGAAGCUAAUCUUCCGGCAAUGUUGGUUGCUAAACUGCUCAAUUUCUGCGAGAAUUUAUCAAGCCGUAAAUGGUCGGACAGUGAGAUUCAAGAAGAUAUUGCAUAUUUGAAAGUUGAACUUCAAAACAAUUUCCAGAGUCUAACAACGUUCGAUGAAUAUGCAUCUGAACUUCGUUCCGGAAAGCUCCAAUGGUCACCGGCUCAUGAAUCUGAACAAUUCUGGAGACAAAACGCGCACAGGUUAAAUGAAAACGAUUAUGAACUGCUAAGGAUCCUCGUCCACCAACUGGUCACAUCUUCUGAUACUCUAGUAUUAGCUGUGUCGGCUCAUGAUCUUGGACAAUAUGUGAAGUAUUGCCCGAAAGGAAAGAAAUUUCUUCAAGAGGUUGGAGCCAAGCAACGAGUUAUGGCUAUGAUGACACAUGAAGAUCCAGAAGUCCGUUAUCAAGCAUUGAUUGCUGUGCAAAAGUACAUGACAAAUGCAUGGUAA